This is a messenger RNA of Lentinula edodes (shiitake mushroom), 441 nucleotides long. RefSeq lists its product as uncharacterized. NCBI's taxonomy places the organism in Eukaryota, Fungi, Basidiomycota, Agaricomycetes, Agaricales, Omphalotaceae. The coding region runs from base 1 to 441 and encodes 146 amino acids. The record is from RefSeq and is a predicted model, not a curated record. The transcript has a single exon.
AUGUCAAAGACCCAGGCUCAGGCUGUACUCUUAAGUAUGGCUUGUGCUAUAAUAGCUGCAUCUGACACUCUGGACAACAUUGAGGAUGCCGACCUACCAUUGGAUGAUCCAUGUGAAGAUUCAGAAGUGCUCGAGGUUGUUGCGGCAGUCAUGAUUCACAAAGCAUUAGAGAUCAAAGGCGAUGGUACUCUGUCAUGCCCUGCCUACAACCAGACCAGCCCCAGUACCCGCCACACGUUGUCACACACUCUAUCCACCUCCUGCACUUCCCCUACACCUCCCAAGUCACCUCCCCAAGUACCAUCAUGCACCUCCAUCCUGCACCCUCCCCACACAAGUACCACCAUAUACCUACCCAAACGUCCUUCACCGACAUGCUGUGAUACCCCGACUGCUACCAGACCCGUCUCAGCACCAACCAGGAGCUCCCGCAUGUCGUAA